Nomascus leucogenys (northern white-cheeked gibbon) is the source of this 2256-nucleotide messenger RNA. It is a transcript of the gene HIBCH, whose product is annotated as 3-hydroxyisobutyryl-CoA hydrolase. The coding region runs from base 105 to 1265 and encodes 386 amino acids. Gene Ontology annotation, cellular component: mitochondrion. The transcript has 15 exons. Gene Ontology annotation, biological process: L-valine catabolic process. Lineage: Eukaryota; Metazoa; Chordata; Mammalia; Primates; Hylobatidae. Gene Ontology annotation, molecular function: 3-hydroxyisobutyryl-CoA hydrolase activity. The record is from RefSeq and is a predicted model, not a curated record.
UCUGUGCCCGGCGGCGCAGGACGGCGGUGGGCGGGGCUCACGCGAGGCGCUGGAACGGUGCAGACGAUUCUCGCUCCGCUGCUGUAGCUUCGGAGUGUUUGGCGAUGCGGCAGCGGGAGGUGUGGAGGCUCAUGUCGAGGUUUAAUGCAUUCAAAAGGACUAAUACCAUACUGCACCAUUUGAGAAUGUCCAAGCACACAGAUGCAGCAGAAGAUGUGCUAUUGGAAAAAAAAGGUUGUGCGGGAGUCAUAACGCUAAACAGACCAAAGUUCCUCAAUGCACUGACUCUUAAUAUGAUUCGGCAGAUUUAUCCACAGCUAAAGAAGUGGGAACAAGAUCCUGAAACUUUCCUGAUCAUUAUAAAGGGAGCUGGAGAAAAGGCUUUCUGUGCUGGGGGUGAUAUCAGAGUGAUCUCGGAAGCUGAAAAGGCAAAACAGAAGAUAGCUCCAGUUUUCUUCAGAGAAGAAUAUAUGCUGAACAAUGCUGUUGGUUCUUGCCAGAAACCUUAUGUUGCACUUAUUCAUGGAAUUACAAUGGGUGGGGGAGUUGGUCUCUCAGUCCAUGGGCAAUUUCGAGUGGCUACAGAAAAGUGUCUUUUUGCUAUGCCAGAAACUGCAAUAGGACUGUUCCCUGAUGUGGGUGGAGGUUAUUUCUUGCCACGACUCCAAGGAAAACUUGGUUACUUCCUAGCAUUAACAGGAUUCAGACUAAAAGGAAGAGAUGUGUACAGAGCAGGAAUUGCUACACACUUUGUAGAUUCUGAAAAGUUGGCCAUGUUAGAGGAAGAUUUGUUAGCCUUGAAAUGUCCUUCAAAAGAAAAUAUUGCAUCUGUCUUAGAAAAUUACCAUACAGAGUCUAAGAUUGAUCGAGACAAGUCUUUUAUACUUGAGGAACACAUGGACAAAAUAAACAGUUGUUUUUCAGCCAAUACUGUGGAAGAAAUUAUUGAAAACUUACAGCAAGAUGGUUCAUCUUUUGCCCUAGAGCAAUUGAAGGUAAUUAAUAAAAUGUCUCCAACAUCUCUAAAGAUCACACUAAAGCAACUCAUGGAGGGGUCUUCAAAGACCUUGCAAGAAGUACUAACUAUGGAGUAUCGGCUAAGUCAAGCCUGUAUGAGAGGUCAUGACUUUCAUGAAGGCGUUAGAGCUGUUUUAAUUGAUAAAGACCAGAGUCCAAAAUGGAAACCAGCAGAUCUAAAAGAAGUUACUGAGGAAGACUUGAAUAAUCACUUUAAGUCUUUGGGAAGCAGUGAUUUGAAAUUUUGAGAAAAAGUUUGUCAAUCCUUGUUUUAGAAGAUGGAAAAAUGUGAAGAUCUUUAGAGAUUCUCGAGUGGUAUAUCUAAUUGAAAUGGGAUCUUUGUUUGGCUUUUGGUAGUGGCUUGUAUGUUGAUGAAAUAAACUUAGGUAUAGAAUAUAAAAAAUAAAGACCCUGAAAAUUGUUUUGGAUACUGUGUUAAUGCCUCAUAGAAUUUUUGUUUUGGAUACUGUGUUAUGCCUAAUAGAAUUUUUGUUUUGGAUACUGUGUUAAUGCCUCAUAGAAUUUUCUCCAAUGUGAGUGUGUUUUAAAGUAACUGAGUUACUGUAGCAGAAGAGCUCCUUUUAUAAACAUUAGAAACCUUGGGCAGAGAGAAAAGAUUUUUAUUAACGUCCGUCUUCAGUAUUAACUCAGACUUGGUCCUCCCUAAAAUAAUCAGAAUACCAUCCCAUGGUGAAACUGAAAGCAUUAUUGUCUUGUUAUUUGUGGUAUUUGUUAAUCUGGUAGAAUGAGAAAUUAGGAAACUCCAAUCUCUUAGAGACACUGUUUGUUUUUUUUAUAAUUUACAUAAGACUUUUGUGUGAUAAUUAUCCUUACAAACAAGGUUCAAGUCAGGAGAAAAAAAUUAAUUGAAAGCAAGAAGACUUGUUCAAAACAUAUUCAAUAAUUGAUAUUAAUGAAAUAAGUACUUUUUAAGGUAUGAAAGAACUAAAAGGUAUUCCAGACUCAGAACCUUAAAGUUCUAGGCAAGAAUAAUUUUUAAACUAAAGGUAAGUUUAUAAAUUAACAAAGUAAAGUAAACAAAAUUUAUGAUUUUGUUUGUAAUUUUUGUUUAUAAACAAAAUAAAUUUUUUGUAACUUGUUAUAGUUUCUCCUUCAUCCCAUACUUUUUAGAAACUAAGUGAACUUCAGGUUUGUAAGAACAAAAAGCCAACAGAACUGAAAAAGACAUUAAAGAUUAUGUCCUGCGCCCUUCUCAUAGAUGAGGAAAUGGCAGCCCAG